UCAGGGACAUGUUGAGUUUUCUAGAUAUUUUUUUCGAUGGGUGACCUCAUUGGCAUGUGAAAUUGUUUCACGGGUUUUCUCCAUGAUUGGUCUAGGUUUUCCAUGCCACGGUGGCACAGAAAGGAACUAUGACCUGUAUGAAUCCAUCGUGUUGUGGAGGGGCUGCCGUCUUGACUGAUGGCCAAGAGGGGCAGGACUUCAUAGGGCAGUGGCUGUCUUUCCUCCAGCUGCUACCAUUGGCUGUGUCCUUUGCAGACCUUCUGCCAGUCCCUAUACUCUCCGCAGACCCCAGACAUGAUGUCUAUUAUGAAGGGGAACGUGUCACUAUGACAUGCUCUGCCCCAACAAUGAGGAAAAUAGGUGGAUUUCGUUUCUUCAAUCAAACUGGGGAGCAAAUUGACCUGCAAACACCUUACUCCCUCGCAACUGCCUGGCUCCACCUUACAGCUACAAAAGCAUCUUCUGGGGAGUACACGUGCAUGUACUUUCUGAAGGAGUCCGGACAAGAAAUUCCUUCCAACAGGAGCCUUCCUCUUUCACUUAAGGUUCAGGCUGCUCCCACGGCCCCAACUUUAUCCCUGGAUCCUCAGCAGCAGGUCUAUAGACCUGGGAACCACGUCAACCUACUCUGCUCCUUCCCCUCAUCUUCAGAUGAUGUUAAAGAAGUCCAGUACUAUGCAGACUUUGGACUUGCAGUCUCCAUCCCAGUAUCGAACGUGAAAAACUACAGCUUCAACCUCAGGAUCACAGGAGACAUGGUCUCUGGGUCUUACAGUUGUGCCUAUUUUGUAAUCAAGUCUACACGUCCUGUUCGCUCAGAAAGGAGCAGCUGGAUCAGUGUCAACCUGAAAAGCCACAAAAUCAGCUGGCUUCGAGAGAUCAUUGUUGGGGGUUCAUUCUUUACCAUCAAUGGCUUCAUCUUUUUCUUCUCCCACUGCCUGAUGAAGAGAAGAGAUCUGGAAGAGGGAUUCCAGAUGGACUACGAAGAGGCAUGAGAAGAACUAUCCCGUAAAGGUUUUCUCCAUUAGCUAAGGAUUCUCUCGGGCCAUGCCUGAUUCCUCGUUGUCUGCCUCAGAGUCCCCGAGAGGCAGAAAUGGUGCGUGUUCAACCGGCAUUGCUUUGGCUGCUCCGUUCUUCUGCGCAGACCCUCGUGCCUUCCAAGCUGCCUCAGGUCCGUUCAAAUAAAGCUGGAUGUUGUGUUUGGGUCUUGUGGGUUUCAUGGAAAGACACAUGUUUCCACGCUCCUUCCCAAAGUGUGUGCUCGUGUUUGUGCCUUGUGUGUGUGCGCCUCUGCUCCAUCUCACCCGUAAUCCCACCAUGUUCCCAUCACACCUGGUUCUUUCUUGCAUCUGAAAGAGGUUGGAGAAGGAAUGGAGGCAGAGAGAAGGAUGAGCAGAAAGAAGGUGGAAAGAGAGCCCCCAAAGCAGAACAGGUCCUUUGGUGAGUCAGCAACCCAACAGCCACUGCUGUCACCCUCUUUCCUCACCUGGGGUUGUCCCUGUCCUUGAUGUUAGGGCAGUGGCAUCCAGGGAGUGCAGUGGGUGCUGGGAGACCCACCGCAGAGAGGGCAGGGGAUUGUGGGGAGAAGCUCAGAUUUCUGGGAUCUCUGUGGGCCUGAGAUGGAGGCAAUGAGAAAAUGGGGCAAUCUGGGGAAAAGUGGGGAUUUGCCGGGCACUGCAAGAGUGUGGGGGGACAGUGUGGGUAUAUCAAGGACUGCGAGAGAAGCUCAUGGGGCUUUGUAGGGAUAUGGUGUUGGUGGGGAUGGCUGAUGGGGGCAUUGUGGGUUUAAGGGGCCUGCGAAGAAGGGAUAUUGCAUUUUUGAGGGCUGUAUGUGUGAUAUACGGGAGCUGUGGGGCUAGAAUAUGAGAGGAGAUUUAGGUUGGACAUAAAUGUCAUGGUUUAACCCCAGACAGCAACUAAGCACCAGGUAGCCACUCACUCACUCCCCU
Messenger RNA from Haliaeetus leucocephalus (bald eagle), 1949 nucleotides. RefSeq names its product alpha-1B-glycoprotein-like. Bases 129 to 995 code for a protein of 288 amino acids. NCBI's taxonomy places the organism in Eukaryota, Metazoa, Chordata, Aves, Accipitriformes, Accipitridae. The transcript is spliced from 6 exons. The record is from RefSeq and is a predicted model, not a curated record.